AUGGUUAUUUUGGGUCAGUUUAUUACCAGCACAAUCGUCAUUGCGACAACUCUGUUUAUGUUAACGUUGGUGGAUCCGUUAAGUAAAGAAGGAAUUAUUAUUGCCAUGUACGCGGUGGCAAUAAUUACAGAAAUAUUUAUUUACUGCUGGUUUGGAAACCAAGUACAUAUCAAGUUCAGUAUGUUAAAAUUAAACUGGAAAAAUACAAUAAGAACAAAUAUUCUAAUAUUACAACUAUUGGGGUUGUGGCCUAAAGAAGACGAAGAGUACAAAUUAAAUUUAUACUCCACUUAUGCAUUCGUGUCAAUAGUUGUAAUUAUGGCAGGUCAUAAUUUCUUCCAAAUUUUAAAUAUUUAUUUCGUCUACAACGACUUAAAAGCCUUGGCGACUACUAUUUUUACUAUGAGUGAAGAAGUGUUGGUGGUGGUAAAAAUAUAUUUCUUUGUACAAAAUAUUGGAACCGUGAAAAAGUUAUUGACGUCUCUAAACCAAGAUUCAUUUCAACCUAAAAACGAAAAGCAGUUGGAGCUCGUAAAUUCUACUGUAAAUUUUUGGAAAAUUAUAUAUGGGUGCUUUUUAUUUAAUGUUGGUUUAACUUCAAUUGUGUGGAGUAGUAUUCCGUUCCUAACAGAAUCAGUACAAAAGAAAAAGUUUCCUUUCCCCGCAUGGUAUCCCUACGAUAGUACAGUAUCACCUUGGUAUGAACUGACAUACUUAUACCAGGCUCUUGGAAUAUGGUACAUAGCUAUGUCGGAUGUAAAUAUUAACACAUUGUUUUUUGCUUUACUGACGUACAUUGUCGUCCAGUGUGAUCUUUUGUGUGACAACUGUAAAAAUGUGACAAAUGGACAUUUCAGUUCUACUCAAAAUAUAAUUUCGUGCAUUAAACAUCACAAGAAAAUUGUGAGAUUUGCUAAAAGCUCUAACGAAGUUUUCGAAAUGGUUAUUUUGGGUCAAUUCGUUACCAGCACAGCCGUGAUUGCAACAACCUUGUUUAUGUUAACUUUGGUGGAUCCUUUAAGUAACGAAGGACUAAUAGUCGUAGUUUACUCGGUCGCAAUAAUUACGGAAAUAUUUAUGUACAGUUGGUUUGGAGAGCAAGUUCAUUUUAAGAACAUCCAAAAAUUCACUCUAACCAAUCUAGAAAAUUUCGGAGAUUAUAGGCUUGACAAAAUCACCAAAACAUGA
Messenger RNA from Zophobas morio, 1188 nucleotides. RefSeq names its product odorant receptor Or1-like. The record is from RefSeq and is a predicted model, not a curated record. Bases 1 to 1188 code for a protein of 395 amino acids. Gene Ontology annotation, molecular function: odorant binding; olfactory receptor activity. NCBI's taxonomy places the organism in Eukaryota, Metazoa, Arthropoda, Insecta, Coleoptera, Tenebrionidae. Gene Ontology annotation, cellular component: plasma membrane. Gene Ontology annotation, biological process: detection of chemical stimulus involved in sensory perception of smell; sensory perception of smell. The transcript has 6 exons.